AAGCGAUACUGUUGUCAUCAUGUUGCAUCCAUAAAGACAAGCAAAUCAAGCGACCUCCUCACCUCCCUUGCAACUUCUUCUUCCUCUUCCCUUUUGCUUCCUCUAAUUUGCAAGACUCUCAUAUUCAAUCUUGUCCUGCUUCUUCUAUGACUCAGAUGCCUUACCUCUCCACCUAGAAAUUUCCUUCUUUCGAUUUGUGAGGCACUUUUUCUUAAGAGUUUUGGAGUUAGUUUGGUAUCAUCUCAUGGAUCCAACAAGGUACUGGAUGGUGACCAGAAGAAAGCUCGGUGAUCAGAAGGCGCCUCUCUUUACCACCCCCAGCAUCACCGUCGGCAGUGGCAGUAGCAGCUCAGCCUCCUACUAUGAGUCGUGGGAGGAGCGCGCCUUCGCCGAGGAUUCUGCAGCGCAUCUCGGAGGCUGCAUAUGGCCUCCGAGAUCCUACUCGUGCAGCUUCUGCGGCCGGGAGUUUCGGUCUGCGCAGGCGCUCGGUGGGCACAUGAACGUGCACAGGAGGGACAGGGCAAGGCUCAAGCUCUCUGGGGCGAGUGAAGAUGGUGGAAGCGAUAACCAAAUCAUGUCCCCCCAUCAAAGCUACAUGAUCCAACCGUGCCCUCCUCCAAUUGCGGCCGUGCAACACGCCUAUGGUGCAAACCCUAGUGCAACUAGCACUGAAACUAACCCUAAUCCCAUAUGCAGUGUUCUUGCGUAUCCUUCCAGAUCUUUGGUUCAGGCUGCAACUGCAAGAACCGUCUGGGGAAAACAAGUGUUGAGUGCCCCACUUAGCUCGCUGUCUGCUUGGAAUGACAAUGGUAAGAAAGAAGUGUUUCUGGAUGCUGCUCAAUUAUCCCAAGUUCAUCCAAGACCGGCAGCAAGGGUGAUUUCUAAUCCAGAAUUGCGGGUCGGGAGUGGUGAAUUGAAGCUUAGUGUUCUGGGGUGCCGGGAAAGAAAGGAUUUCAAGGAUCCUAGCGAUGAUGAAGGGAUUGUUCAUGUAAGUUGCAAGCGAAGAAGAAUUGAUUUGGAGACAUCCCCAUUGAUUAUAUGUUCUCCUUCUCGGAAGCAUCAACAUGAUGACGAAGAUGAUGGUAAUGACAAGCUUAAUGGUUCAAAGGUACUAAAACUUUGUCCUAGCUCCCCAGUUGAAGAACUAGAUCUUGAGCUUAGGCUCGGAGAAGCCCCAACAGUAAAGUAGGUUCUAUUAAUUUCCACGGUUGUAUCUUAAUAACAAUGCAAAUGAUUAGUAUUUAUUCACCUCACUUAGCUUGUUUCGUCAAAAUAUAAUGUUAGCUUGUGCUAUUAUGUUUUAUUUUUGUUUUACAAUUUCUUUGGAAUUGUCCUCAAUUCCUUUAAUAGACUUCACGAAAGCAUUUCUCUUGGAAAUGAAACUGUACUUGAAGGAUAACAACUCAACCUGUUUGCCAAAUGUUGUAACAAGAUGUUGCAUUAAUUGGAAUUCAAGAGGUUAGUGCUUGCAUGGCUUUGUGAACUUUUUGAUACAA
Molecule: messenger RNA, 1496 nt
Organism: Phragmites australis (common reed)
Lineage: Eukaryota; Viridiplantae; Streptophyta; Magnoliopsida; Poales; Poaceae
Exons: 1
Coding region: 245-1189 (314 amino acids)
Source: RefSeq, a predicted model, not a curated record